AUGUCUUCCCCCAAAGUCAUUCUUGUCACUGGUUCCAACACCGGAAUUGGUUAUGAGCUUGUUCAUCUCUUGGCUGCCAAGGGUCAUACCGUCUACCUUGCGUCCCGGAAGCUUGAAUCGGGUCUUGACGCUGUGGCCAAAAUCAAGAAAGAGAAAAACUUGGAUGUGAAGUUCGUUCAGCUUGAUGUCACAGAUGUGUCCUCAAUAGAGGCCGCUGUUGCCUCAAUCAAAAAGAAUGAGGGUCGUCUUGAUGUUCUGGUAAAUAAUGCUGGUGUCGCUGAAAUGCACAUCUCUCAGAAUGCCCUCGAGCCCAGUCUCCCUGCUAUGCGCGCGACAAUGGAGACUAACCUCUUCGGACUGGUUCAAACCACCGCGGCCUUCCUUCCUCUCAUUAGAGCAUCCUCGACGUCGGAAAACCCAGCCGCCAUCGUCACAGUUAGCAGCGAUAUGGCCUCCAACACCCUUAUGGCAAGCGACAAAGGUUACAUGUACCAAGUUGUUGCCUACAACACCAGCAAGGCAGCAGCGAACAGCUACACCAUCGCUCUGGCAUACGAGUUGCGGGCGGAGGGUAUCAAAGUCAAUGCUGUCACUCCCGGUUUCACUACGACAAAGAUAAAUGGCUUCACUGCGGGUGGGGGCGACACCAGAGCAAGGCGCAAAGUAUAUUCUACCCUGGUGCUUGCUUGA
Mycena indigotica is the source of this 690-nucleotide messenger RNA. RefSeq lists its product as uncharacterized. The transcript is spliced from 3 exons. Lineage: Eukaryota; Fungi; Basidiomycota; Agaricomycetes; Agaricales; Mycenaceae. The coding region runs from base 1 to 690 and encodes 229 amino acids. The record is from RefSeq and is a predicted model, not a curated record.